Messenger RNA from Ambispora leptoticha, 158 nucleotides. NCBI's taxonomy places the organism in Eukaryota, Fungi, Glomeromycota, Glomeromycetes, Archaeosporales, Ambisporaceae. The record is from the annotation of a GenBank genome assembly.
ACGAUUGGACUAAACAAUUCAAAUUAGGAACUAUUACAGUUACAAAUCUAUUCAAACUACAAAAACUAGCAUAUAAGUAUAACAAAAAAGAUCUGAUACAAGGAAUCAAAAAAGUAAUCCUAGAAAAAGGACUUAACAAUAACCAAAUCAAUACAUGA